ACUCGCUUUACUUUGCAGCGUUGUGGUCUGAAGUUCUUCAUUGCAGCAGCAGUGCCUCAAGGAAAGUGAGGAGCCCGUAGACACAGGGCAAAUUAAAAAGACUCCCCGUCCUCUCAUUGUAUUCUGGGAGCUGACAUGGCCAAAGGGAAGAAAAGUGUGCUGAAAACCGACAAAAAGCUCGAGGACCCUGUUGAACAAAAAGUGGCCUCACGGAAGGAGACAAAGGAAAACCAACCUGCAAAUAACAAGGAUUGCGUAGGUACAGUGCCGUCAAUUUUACAAAGUCUACAGAGUCCAAGGAAACCUAGAUCCCCUCUGAGCGACAAUUCAAGCAUGCUGAUCCAGGAGGGGAAUGAGUCUGAUGCAACUAAUGCAGAAACGUCAAAAUUAAAAAAAGACAAACCAAAUGAAAUAAAAUCUGAGAGUUGUGAGUCCAAGGAGCAGAAGCCUGAAAUGGUUUGUCACAGUCAUGGGAUCAGAAAACAAUCCACCGACCAACCUGAGCAAAAAGAGUCAACCACGCACACAAGUGCAAAGUCUGCAGCAGACCACAAAGUUUCAGCCAAACCUCAGAGUAGAACCCGUCGGAAACACGGAGCAAAAAAGACGGAGAAUAAAGCUCCUCAAAACAGAAAGGUCACAGACUAUUAUCCCAUCAGACGAAGUAACAGAAAAACAAAGACAGAGUUAAAGAGUGAAGAACACAGACACAUUGAUGACCUGAUAAAGAAUGACAUUGAAGAAGGACUGCAGAUCAAAAACAUAGAAGGAAAAGGAAGAGGGAUAUUUGCUGCCAAGAUCUUCAAAAAGGGAGAGUUUGUUGUGGAGUACCAUGGAGACCUACUGGAACUAGCUGAGGCUAAAAAAAGGGAGGCCCAGUACACCCAGGAUCCACAAAAAGGCUGUUACAUGUAUUACUUCCAGUAUCAAUCCAAAACGUACUGCGUGGAUGCUACAGAGGAAACGAGCCGUCUCGGGAGACUGAUCAACCACAGUAAAGCUGGAAACUGUCAGACUAGACUUCACGCCAUCGAUGGAUCCCCUCAUCUCAUCCUGGUGGCCUCCAGAGACAUCAAAGCAGAAGAAGAGCUGCUGUAUGACUACGGUGAUCGGAGUAAAGCCUCCGUAUCGGCUCACCCUUGGCUCAAAUACUGAAUCCACAACCACACGUGUUCAUAUUUUAGAUGAAUUGGUACUCUCUUCUGUCCUGUUCAGCUUAAUGUAAAAGAAGCUAGCGAUGAACAGUCCUCAACAGGCUUUUUUUUUUUAUGAAGUAUAAAAACUGUUUUAGCUUUAAACGAGGGCGAGCAACUCGUGAGGGUAUUUUUGGA
Molecule: messenger RNA, 1331 nt
Organism: Anoplopoma fimbria (sablefish)
Lineage: Eukaryota; Metazoa; Chordata; Actinopteri; Perciformes; Anoplopomatidae
Gene: kmt5ab
Product: lysine methyltransferase 5Ab
Exons: 8
Coding region: 136-1155 (339 amino acids)
Molecular function (GO): histone H4K20 methyltransferase activity; protein binding
Source: RefSeq, a predicted model, not a curated record